AUGGGCUUAAAAAAGUUCUUCAAAAUGAAGCCUCCGGAGGAGGAUACAGCGGAAAUGAACCGAGAGAAGUUGAUUGAACUAGGUAUCCCUACUAAGAACGUAAAUCGAACUAAGAAGGAGAAGUUUGCGGCUUAUGGACAUUUUGCUAAGGAUAAAGCUGAGGACCGGUUCUACGCUCCUCCUGGGUACGAAAAUCACGCCAAGAAGCAGGACGACUCGGCUUUGGAAGACUUGAACAAGUCAGAAAUGGACUCAGGAGCCGAAACUGGUGCCUAUUUGCGUGCACCAAACAAGAGCAGCUUUGAUCCGUAUGCUAGAAACAACGUUCAGAACCACGGACAGAAUUCGAGUCCCUAUACACAGGCUAGUCCCUACGAGAGCACCCCAAGUAAUCCAUAUGAACGUGUGCCUGGCAAUCCUUACGGACAGCAGCAGUCAAGCUCGAACUCAACCAAACAGCAAAAUGCAUAUUCAAGUCCUUACGGAGGCCAGCAGUCGAGUUCAAGUCCCUACGGGAGCCAAAACUCAAGUUCCAAUCCUUAUGGAGGUCAACAGUCAAGUACCAACCCUUACAGAGGCCAGCAACCGUAUGCCAGCCAGAGCUUUUCCCGAUCAGCUACACCAGCAACAUCUCAAAAUCCUUAUAGCGGCUUGAGCAAUGACCCAUACAGCUCUACGAGCAGGAACAAUAGCUACAAUGCGCUAUCAAAGCUGCAACCGAUGCCAGCUUCGGGCUAUAAACCUUACACUGGCUACGACAACAAUGGAAAUAGCAACCGUAGCGCUGCAAAACCUGCUUCAGAUCCUUACAGUCCACGCGAAAGUAUAGCAAGGCAAAGAUUGCGCACCGCGGACGAUUCCCAAGAACCUGCAUCUGUUGGUCCAGAAGACUCGUUUGAUUUUGAGGGUCCUUCAAAAGCCGAACGCAUUGACUCCAAUCUUCAGGACGAUGAUAUCGACUUGAAUGCCACCAUGCAAGAAGAAGAAGACGAUUUCAACAAACCCAUGCAAGAUGGGUACCAGGGCAAUGCAUACCAGCGUCAACAGCUGCAACAGCAACCAUCACGGCAAGGCAGCUAUCGCCAAGACGGCAGCAACUCUCGCGGGUUUCAAACCUUUGAGGAAAUGCAAAGAGAAAAUGAACAGAGACAACAGCAGGAAGAAGACGAGGCUGUGGAUGAGAUCAAACAGGAAAUCAGGUUCACGAAACAGAGUUCUGUGGCCUCGACUAGAAAUACCUUAAAGAUGGCGCAGGAAGCGGAGAUGGCAGGAACGAACACACUUGGGAUGCUGGGUCAUCAAAGUGAGAAAUUGAACAACGUAGAGAGAAAUUUGGAUUUGAUGAAAAUGCAAAACAGAGUUGCAGAUGAUAAAGUGGCCGAGUUGAAAAAGCUCAACCGGAACAUAUUGGCAGUUCAUGUAAGCAAUCCUUUCAAUUCCAAAAGGCGUCUGCGAGAAGCAGAAGAUCGUAUCCGGACGCAAAGAAUUGAGGACAAACUCAUUCAAAAACAAACAAAUGGCCGUCUGCUGCAGUCCACCAAUCGUAUUGAAAGUGCAAUCAAUUCUACAAGCCAAGAACCACACGACAGUGUGAAACAGCGCUAUCAAAACCAGGCUAUAUUAGAGAAGUCUAAGAGGUAUCAGUUCGAAAAUGACGAGGAAGAUGACGAGAUGGAACUUGAAAUUGACAAGAAUUUGGACAAGAUAGGCCAGAUCAGCGGGCGUUUGAAAAGGCUCGCUGUUGCAAGCGGUGAAGAAAUUGAUGCACAGCAGAAUCGGGUGGCUAACAUCGAAGAGGACACUGAUAACUUGGAUAUCAGGAUUCACUUGAACACCACGCGGCUGACGCAAAUCCGUUGA
Messenger RNA from Lachancea meyersii CBS 8951, 1860 nucleotides. NCBI's taxonomy places the organism in Eukaryota, Fungi, Ascomycota, Saccharomycetes, Saccharomycetales, Saccharomycetaceae. The record is from the annotation of a GenBank genome assembly.